Messenger RNA from Bemisia tabaci, 1741 nucleotides. RefSeq names its product cytochrome P450 4c21. The record is from RefSeq and is a predicted model, not a curated record. Gene Ontology annotation, molecular function: monooxygenase activity; iron ion binding; heme binding. NCBI's taxonomy places the organism in Eukaryota, Metazoa, Arthropoda, Insecta, Hemiptera, Aleyrodidae.
AGAGGGCAGUCUCACUUUCCUCGUCCUUCCUUUUUCCAUCAUUAUGAAACCAAUGAUGCGCGCUGGUGACAUUAUCCAAACGUGGCUCGUGUUAUAUUUUCCCCUUAAUCCGCCUUGGAGCGAGGUGUAAAGCGUUGCACUCUGUGGAAACAGCUCUCUGGAUUCAGCGUUGGAUGUACAUCACUCGAUGAUGUUCCUUACCUCUGAAGAUGAUCCUCGGAUAUCGAUUUCAAAUUACGUCCUAUGGUUCUUGAUAGUCGUACUUUUGUACCUAAUUUUCUGCCAUAAAAAAUCGACGAGAGUUAAUAAAUUCUUAUCAACUUUACCUGGACCUCUAGAGUUACCUUUUGUGGGAUGCGUGCCCACUUUUCUCCUCCAACACUCAAGAUAUAGUGACUGGAUGAGAAUUUUUGACCAAUAUGCAACCUGUAGAAUGUAUCGUUUUUCAAUUUUUUCGGAUACAUUCGUGGUCCUGUCCGAUCCGGAGGUGAUUCAGAUGGUCCUAAGGAACCCAAAUUGUUACGACAAGGAUAAAUCUAUUUACGAUCUCUUCCGACUUCCCGAGAUUCUUUCCACUGCAAACGGUAGAAAAUGGCUGAACGAGAGGAAGGCCAUUUUACCGAGUUUUCAUCCAAAAUUGCUCUCGAGUUUUGAUGCCACGUGCCAUCGUCACACACAACACUUGAUGACCACUCUACGAAAGCACGCAGAACAAGGGGAACCUUUUGACCUUGGACAAGAAAUGACGCUUCUCUUCAUUGACAUUAUGAGUGAUUCUUUCCUCGGGGUCUCGGCCAACGCUCAAUUGAAUGGUUUGAAAGAAUUUGCUAACUCACUCUUGACAGUUCCAGACUGUAUCAUGGAACGGGUAUUUAUACCUCCAUUCAGGAACGAUUUCAUUUGGAAGCUCUGUGGAAGAAUGCAAAGAUUUGAUGCUGUCAAAAAGAGUCUUUACUCCGUCGCCAAGCAGCUGAUUGUGAAGAGGAAGCGUUGCAGCAAGAAUGAAUCUUUACUAAAAGGUGAAAAAAAUCGAAUAUUUCUGGACAUCCUGCUUAAAAAUAGUGAAAACAAAGGAGGCAAGGACGAAUCUAAAUUGGUGUUUGAAACAGGCGAAAUUUUUACAGCGGGGAGCAUAACGAUGGGAACAACAGUGAGCUGGGUGCUCCUGCUAAGCGAAGUUUUCCCAGAGGUUGGCGAUAGACUUCGCGGCGAAAUCGAUACCUUGAUUAGAACCGGAAACGGUGUCCUCACCCCGGAAGCGUGCAAUGGAUUGGAGUACUUGGACAUGGUUCUAAAGGAAACCCUGCGUCAUUUCGGUGUUCCCUUCAUAGUUCGUCGGAGCAGCGAGGACGUGCAAAUUCGUGGUUUUAAAAUAAUUCCUAAAGAUACAAGAAUUCUCAUCAUGCUGGCUAGUCUUCAUCAUCAUCCUGAUUUUUGGGAAAAACCAUAUGAAUUUUAUCCAGAACAUUUCUCUCCGAAAAAUGUCAGCAGUCGAAUAAAAAAUACCUUCCUGCCAUUUUCUCUUGGAAUGCGAGACUGCCCAGGAGGAAAAUAUGCAAUUCAAACUAUGAAGUAUGUUUUGGCACGGACACUCCUGGAAAUGAAAUUCACAGCUCAGCACAUGAAGCGUUGGUCAAAUGUCUAUACAGAGAACGAUUUGAAAUUUGGCUUUACGCAGGUCCCAACCAAAGGGUUUAUAUCAACUGUCAAGCUGAGAAAUGAAGCCACAAAACAUGGUUAA